AUGGAAAGGGCAGACCAUGCCCUUAAUGUCGUGAAGACUGAGAAGGAUGAGCAAGAGGCCGAGAUGGAGGUGGAAUGCCAGGAACUCUUCACUGAGCUCAUGGCGGAUGGCAUGAACGGCGGUGCCAUCUCGCUGUCCUCGUCGGACAGCGCCUUGGUGUAUGGAUCCGAAUCUUGGCUAAGGGAAGACAUCAACCGCAUCGUCCAGCGUGGCAAGGCCGACCCGAAGAAGUAUAUGAGGUGGCACACGUUCAAAGUGGACACGCCUACGUACUUUGUGGAGAAGAAGAUCGAGGGCCACUACAAGGAGCGCGCCACGGCAUCCUCGAAGCAGUCGCAGGAGCUGGAAGUUUGGGGUGGGCCCGGCGAUUCAGGCAUGUCCAUGAAUGUGGACCACGUUAUGCUGCAGCCGCAAGGGGCGGCCGACAUGAACAGCGAAGAGAACAUGAAAGAGGCUGCCAAGGUGCUGAAAAAGAUGGGGUUUCCAAACAUGGAGACGCCGGCGAACCCCGGAACAUCUCUUCCAAAGAUUUUGACCUGCCUGGACCGUCGGUUGGCGAUUAUCUCCGAGACCCAAACCGAGCUGGAGAAUCACAAGAAGACCUUGAAGGAGAAAGGCAAGCUCACUACGACGCUGGAGCGGAUGGAUGCGAAGCUGACGGAACUCUACAAUGCCAUUGAGCAGAAGAGCAAUGAGUUCGAGGACUUGAGAAUGACGGGGGUCGUUGAAG
Symbiodinium necroappetens is the source of this 730-nucleotide messenger RNA. NCBI's taxonomy places the organism in Eukaryota, Dinophyceae, Suessiales, Symbiodiniaceae. The record is from the annotation of a GenBank genome assembly.